AUGCUUCACAAAAGCUGUGAAAAUAACAAGCCGGACACAAAGAAGACACUCGAGGCAAAUUUUCGCGCAAAGCAAUAUACAGUGAUAAGCGGUGUGCAAACUGUGUUUUUCUGUGCCAGAGCCUGGCUCACAGACAUAGAAACACGUGGCAAACCUGUCGGAUUACUUAACGCUGCUAGAUCAAUAAAUUUGCUCUCAAAGAGGUUUUUAACCUAA
This is a messenger RNA of Plasmopara halstedii, 216 nucleotides long. RefSeq lists its product as uncharacterized. The coding region runs from base 1 to 216 and encodes 71 amino acids. The transcript is spliced from 4 exons. Lineage: Eukaryota; Oomycota; Peronosporomycetes; Peronosporales; Peronosporaceae. The record is from RefSeq and is a predicted model, not a curated record.